Molecule: messenger RNA, 2431 nt
Organism: Mya arenaria
Lineage: Eukaryota; Metazoa; Mollusca; Bivalvia; Myida; Myidae
Product: legumain-like
Exons: 13
Coding region: 118-1440 (440 amino acids)
Biological process (GO): vacuolar protein processing
Molecular function (GO): cysteine-type endopeptidase activity
Source: RefSeq, a predicted model, not a curated record
AAGUUUCACGUGAUGUAAAUAUGGCUGCAGUUAUCAGCUGACAGUGAUACGACGCAAUUACAGAAUACAACUUGGAAACUUGGAGUAAAUAUAUUCAUACUUGACUUGACAGCGAAGAUGGAGCGAUUGUUUGUUCUGUGUUGUGUUUUUGGGCUCUCACUUUCCCUGCCUUCCAAUGUAUUUGAGUUUGAACAGCCACAGAAUGGAGGAAAUCACUGGGCUCUCUUGGUGGCUGGUUCCAAUGGCUAUUUCAAUUACAGACACCAGGCAGAUGUGUGCCACGCCUACCAGAUAUUACAUGCCCACGGCAUCCCAGAUGAGCGAAUUGUUGUGAUGAUGUAUGAUGACAUCGCUGAGAACUCAGAGAACCCAGUAAAGGGGAACCUGAUCAACCAUCCUGAUGGCCCCAACGUGUACGAGGGAAUUAUCAAGGACUACACUGGCAAGGAAGUGAACCCUGAAACUUUCCUCAGCGUACUUAAGGGAGAAAAGGACAAGGUCAACGGCAAGGUUAUAGACAGUGGCCCCAACGACCAUGUGUUCGUCAACUUUGUGGACCAUGGAGCUCCUGGUAUUCUUGGCUUUGGAAGUAAAACAUUGAAAGCCAAAAAACUGAUGGAUGCCAUCAUGUUUAUGCAUGAUAACAAGAAAUAUGAUAAGCUUGUGUUCUAUGUGGAGGCCUGUGAGUCUGGUUCCAUGUUUGAGGAUCUCUUGCCCAAGGAUAUCAAUGUGUAUGCGACCACAGCUUCAAAUAGCCACGAGUCCUCAUAUGCCUGCUACUUUGACAAGACACGGAAAACCUACCUCGGGGAUGUGUACAGUGUUAAGUGGAUGGAAGACUCGGACAAGGAGGACCUGACCCAGGAGACAUUGCAGAAGCAGUUCAGUAUCACGAAGGAGGAAACCAACUCCAGCCACGUACAGGAGUUCGGAGAUUUGAGUAUUGGCCAGAUGACGGUGGCUGAGUUCCAGGGCUUGCAAACGGCCAAAAGGCAUUUCUCCGAACCAACAGUCAAAGACUACUGUGCUGACAAGGUGAAGUCAGAGGAUGUUCCACUGGAGAGUCUACGACGCAGCCUCAACCUUGUUUCUUCGAAGGAGGAAGCCGUCAACAUUCAGCAGCAGAUCGAACAAAUUCUAAAGGAACGGGAAGUUGUUAACAAGACCAUGAAACAGAUAAUUGCCAUGGCAACAGAUGAUCAUGUCUUGACAACCAACGUCAUGGAAACGCGUCACAAAAUCUCCGCUUGGGACUGCUACGAGGAGGUGGUGGAGACAGCUGAUCAGCUCUGUGAUGAAUACCUCAACAUUCCAGAGAAUGACUAUGCCUUGCGGAAGUUGUACAUGUUUGUAAACAUGUGUGAGAUGCAUGUGCCCCGGGAAGCCAUCAACGCUGCCAUUGAGGAGGUCUGCAACGUUGGCAAAGUCAACAUACAAUAAUAAUUACUCGUUGACACUUUGAAUAUCAGCUUCAUGUACUUUUGAAAAUGAUCAUGAGUUGUUUUUCUCAUACAUAAAAUCCAGUGCAGUUGUUGUAAUGACACUGUGCCAUUUACUCUGUAUGCUGUCUUACAUAUGUUUUUUCUCUACAUAGUUAACUAUUGCAAUUUGAUAUAAGUUAAUAUUGUCAAUCAAAGGUUGUCUAGAUUUUUAUUAUUAGCAAAAGGCCAAAGUCUUCAUUGUUUGUCAAAGGUUGAUAGAGAUAUUUAUUAUUUUAUUGCAUAUCCAACUAUGCGUGUACGUUAUGAUUAUUCUCAUCUUUUGCAUAAUUCUGCCUACAUGCACAUUCGUAUUGUUGCUUCACAAUGGUAUUAUGUACCUUAAAACAUAACACAUGUGUACAUGAGCUAAUCUGUAAUUUUAUAAACAAGCCCCUUUUCUUUUAUUAGUUUCGUUUGUGAUCUAAAAGAUAUUUUUAUCGAAAUCUUAUCAAAACAUUACCAAAGCACCAAUAUUGAAUAACAUUGUAUAUUUUAGUAAUUUCAUGUACAUGUUGUUGAACACUUUCAUAUCAAGAUAUAAGGGGAUCUUUUUAAAGGUUUCUGAAUGACUUUAUGUGCAAUAACUCUGGGUUUCUUUACAAAAAGCUGGGGUUAUGUAAUAACCUUGUGCAAAAGCUUUAACCUUGGCCAUGGCUUUAAUGAUUGUUGAGUUAUGCUUCUUGUUGAUUUGAAAAACAAAGAACAGAUGAGUGUUCUGCAGAGCUCUUGUUUAAAAACAAUGUUGUGGCACACUUUCUAUUUGGAAUAGUUACAAGUGAAAAUAAUUGUUGUAUUGCUUUUAGUAACAAAAUAUUUUAUUUACAGUAGAUUUUUAUGGACCAGAUAUACUAUACAUACAUUCCUGUUGUUUCUUUAGUGUUUUAUAUAUCUUUGUUUGUUGAGAAAUUGUCUCUGCUGAAUUAAUACAUCAUUAAAUGGAUAUAUUUAUA